Messenger RNA from Rattus rattus (black rat), 501 nucleotides. RefSeq names its product keratin-associated protein 4-12-like. Bases 1 to 501 code for a protein of 166 amino acids. The transcript is spliced from 2 exons. NCBI's taxonomy places the organism in Eukaryota, Metazoa, Chordata, Mammalia, Rodentia, Muridae. Gene Ontology annotation, cellular component: keratin filament. The record is from RefSeq and is a predicted model, not a curated record.
AUGGUCAGCUCCUGUUGUGGCUCUGUCUGCUCUGAGGAGGGCUGUGGCCAGGGUUGCUGCCAGCCCAGCUGCUGCCAGACUACCUGCUGUAGGACCACCUGCUGCCGCCCCAGCUGCUGUGUGUCCAGCUGUUGCAGGCCCCAGUGCUGCCAGUCUGUGUGCUGUCAACCUACCUGCUGCCGCCCCAGCUGCUGCCGCCCCAACUGCUGUGUGUCCAGCUGCUGCCGCCCCAGCUGCUGUUGCUGUCAGUCUGUGUGCUGCCAGCCCACCUGCUGCCGCCCCAGCUGUUGUCGCCCCAGCUGCUGCAUCUCUAGCUGCUGUCAACCCUCCUGUGGUGGUUCCAGUUGCUGUGGCUCCACCUGCUGCCGCCCCUGCUGUCGCCCUUGCUGCUGUCUGAGACCAGUCUGUGGUCAGGUCUGCUGCCAAAGCUCUUGCUACCGCCCCACCUGUGUCAUCUCCACCUGUCCCCGCCCCAUGUGCUGUGCCACCCCCUGCUGCUGA